AUGCUCCACGAGGUCCUCCUCUCCUUAUCCGGCCAACCGUCGCCACUAUCCAACCUCUCCACCGAAGGAAACCUCGUCGCUGAAGAUGCUUUUUCCCUCUUGUCUCCUCCGGAGAAAGCCCUCCUCGCCCCCCUUGCCCAUCUAAGCCGACUCCAUGCCAGUCUGCGCACCCACACAGCUCGAAUCUCGUCCUCCCAUGACUCCGUGAUUUGUCGAGCCGUAUCGACGGCAAUUAGCACGCAACACCUUGGCGAGUUCCAGAAGAAGAUUCUUGAGGUCGAAAGAGCAAUCUUGGUGGAGGAUAGCGGAUAUGUUGGCGGGUAUGGCAUUGUGCCAUUAUCAACUAUCGUCGGGGAGUUUUCGCCCUGGACGCGACGACUGGAAUGGCUGUGGGAGGUGGCGAGAUUUAUCUUUCCCGAAGGAAGACACGAUAGCUGUACUGGUGCAUCAUUGAUCGACUUCCUUCGGGCAGAAGCGCAGACUGGAUACGCGGAUAUUGAAGAAAUGGCAUUGCACCUGGUCGAUGCGGCCGAGACUGCUUGGAUGAGGCAAUUGUCGACAUGGCUAUUGUAUGGGAAUUUCCCAGUAUUGGGAAAAAGCGAUUUCUUUAUACAAGACGAGAGUGCAAAUUCUGGCAAUCACUCCGCAACUACGUCCAAUUUUAUUCUACAUACAAAGCUGCUACCAAAGUUUGUUUCGCCACAGACGGCGUCGUCCAUUUUGUUCAUUGGGAAAACCUUGAAUCUCAUUAGAGCAAAGCGAAGUACUUCGACAGCGGGCUUUUCAAGUGGACUCUCAACGGCACCAGUCACUCUUCAUGGUGAUCAUAUCGAGUAUCUUGCCGCCCUCAAAUCCCCCAUAUCAACUUCAAAGCUCUCCAUGGCGAUCAAUUCAAUUCGCUUAUCGUUGGCGCAGAGCACCUUUUCGAAGCUCCUCCCUCUCCCAAAGAUUCUCGAAGUUAUAUCUGUCCUCCAUGACUUUUUGCUGCUACGGCGUGGUGAAUUUGCGACUGCGUUGGUAUCGCAUGCUGAUCGCCGGUUGCACGAGAGACGUCGCAAACCGGAGGUCCUAGGCUCCAGAGACAACUCUGCCGGUGUUCUCCGAGGCCUCGCUGUUAAAGAGGGCGACGUGACGGCCGCAUUGGCAGAGACCUGGGUUGAACUUUACUCAUUACAGAAUGAGGAGGACAGUCAGGAUGAUGAGCUUGAUCUUGCUAGGGACCUUCUGCGACUGUCAGUUAAUGGUUCGAAGGACAGCCAACAGUCAGUUGAAGAUAGGGUCGACCUUGAGCAGGUUACCGACAUUUCUAAAAUUGUUUUCGAGGAUCUUCUUUUCCCAACACCAACAUCACUUUCAGUACAAGUACGCCCACCCCUUGAUUUAUUCCUCUCCUCUUCCGACAUCUUCACUUACUCCAAGAUCCAUUCUUACCUGUUGGGUAUCCGGCGUGCCCAAAUACAUCUCGGCGACUUAUGGAAGCGUACAUCUUUGCGCAAAUGCUAUCCAUCCCCAUGGGGCCCGCCCCGGAGCAGCACCCCUUUUGGACAAAAUAAGCUUAAAAUGAGGCGACAACGAGACAACGCACGACUUCAUCAGAUGAGGCCAAUCUGGGCAACGAGUAGUGCCUCGCUUUUUGUGGUGUCUGAGAUCGGUAGCUUUUUCCAGGGUGAAGUUAUCAACGGCUCCUGGCAACACUUUCGAGACUGGAUCGAGGGGCGACCGACUUCCGGAGGCUCGUCAGUUGAUUCCCGACCGCAGACUGCAGCAUCAUCGAAGACGCAGGAAUCCGGCUUCGAAGGGAUCGGUCAAAUUGCGAAUCAGCGACAUGAUCCCGAAACAUUAACCAUUGCACACCGUGCAUAUCUAUUCUCUAUCGUUCAAUCUCUAUUCUUGACGGAUGUCCCCUUCACCAAGGCACUACGGUCCUUGCUUACAUGUGUCGAUCAUUUCAUCGCCCUAGUGGUACGCCUGGAAGGCAUUCAACGGAACAUGGAUCUUGAGACGGAUGAAGGCGUCGUGGAUGCUCUGGUAGACUAUGCCGGAGAGGAAAAGGAAGUUUGGCAGUUGUUGAGUGCUGCGCAUCGUCAGGUGGAGGCGGGUAUUAAGAACGUCGUGGCCCGGCUAAGGGAUAUCGACGACAAUCGAUCAGGAGAGGGACGAAAGAUGUUCGAUGCAGCUAAACCACAACCUGGGCUCUGGUCAGGCCCCCCGCAGAGCGACACCAACGCAGAAUCGGCCAUCGAGCAUUAUGUGCCUCGGAAGGCUGCUGGUGUUGACCGACUGCUGAUGAAACUGGACUUUGGGAAUGCCAAUGGAAGCCUCGGACCUACAGCCGCUGUGGCAGCUGGGUUCGUUUAA
Aspergillus affinis is the source of this 2358-nucleotide messenger RNA. Its product is annotated as putative gamma-tubulin complex component GCP4. Gene Ontology annotation, biological process: mitotic cell cycle; spindle assembly; microtubule nucleation. The transcript has a single exon. Gene Ontology annotation, cellular component: centrosome; equatorial microtubule organizing center; gamma-tubulin complex. Lineage: Eukaryota; Fungi; Ascomycota; Eurotiomycetes; Eurotiales; Aspergillaceae. The record is from RefSeq and is a predicted model, not a curated record. Bases 1 to 2358 code for a protein of 785 amino acids. Gene Ontology annotation, molecular function: gamma-tubulin binding; microtubule minus-end binding.